GGGGGGCGCUAGUUUCUCCCCUCUAGUCUCCUGUCGAGGGGGAAGGGUCUGCUCUGAUUCCAACUCACAGCUGCAAGGCCUGGCCAGGGUCCUCCUGGACUUGCGCGGGGCGGGGGCACAGUGAGAAAGGGUUGAGCAGUUGGCAUGGGUAAUUGGAAAGACUUCUGGUGUCUUCCAAUGGCAGGGUUGGCAGCUGAGGAGGAGGAGAGCCAGCUCUAGUGACUCUCCUGUCUGUGUGUCCCUCGUGUACACCCCCCCCCACACACACACACACAUCACCCUUAAAGGCCGACUGCCCCUUUCACCAUUACCAAAGCAUUUCUAGGCAGAGUUACUCACCGGAGGACAGGACACUUCUGCUAUCCUGAGCAGCCUUGGCCAUGCCCCUAGCCUGCCCUUGGUGUCUUGUGCUGAGCUCUAAAGAGGAGAUAGAUUCUGUCCUGCCUGCCUUUUGUGAGCUGUGAUGCGGUGGUGGUAUGUAUAUUUUGUGAAUGACAAGGUGUCAUACAAGUGUGUACACCAUCUAAGAUCUUUAGGGUUUCUCUCCCCAGCUACUGUUGGCCCCAGUGGUCCCCUCAGCUAGAGCAGAGGCUCAGCCUUCACUGAGACCGUCUCAGUCACGUCCCAGGCCAACCCCUGCCUCAGGUCUUCCUGAGACCCACUGUCUGUCUCCAGUAGGAGUGAGGGGCUUGUAGUAAAAAAUACACCUGGCUAUUAUUUACCUGGGACUUACCUUCUGCCAGAUGCUUUACAGGGAUUAUCACAUUUAUGCCUGACAGCAGUCCCGGAAGAGGGAGGUGAUGUUAUCUCAUUUAACUAGAUGGACUCAGGGCAUGACAAGUAUGUACCCAAGGUCACAGGAUCCCAAGUCAGGUUUUUAUUUCAUGACUCAAGCAAGCUGCUAUACACUGAACACCACAGAGAAAAAGGAGUUCCGCCAUUCAGCUCCAGGAAGUUCACUGGUGAAUAUAUAUGGUAUGUGUGCGCGCGCGCGCGCGUGCGUGCGUGCGUGCGUGCGUGCGUGCGUGUGUGUGUGUGUGUGUGUGGUGUAGAGAUGUGUGCAUUGGUGGGGAUAGCAGAUGAGGGUCAUCUGGGAAAUCCACUGUCCCCUCUGAACCCUGCCUGCCACCAGCCAGGAAGGAAUAGAGACUGGCUCAUCCUUUUAGUCCUCCAGCCUUGUGAGAGAAUGGAGAGAGACUGAGGAGGAACAGGGAUAGGGAGAGACAGGUGGGCCUUGGUGGUGUCCUUCACUUUGUCCUCAUUAGAACCAUAGAUUAAGGGAUUGGGGGAUUCUGGGAAGGAAGCAGAAGGCACGCCCAUACGCUAUUUGGGGUGCCUCAUCUCAGCACGGUGACUGGCUCUGAGGGGGUGGAUCCAGGGCUAGCCUGGGCCUGGGAAGGUAGCUGCUGCUGCAGCUGCGGCUGCUGGCCAAAUCCAGAAGGAAGGAAAGGACCUAGGGCACUUCCCAGUGAGCACAUGGCCACAGGCCACCUGUAUGGCCGUCCGAUGUCCAGUGGCUAGCAGCCCAGGCAAUCCUCAGAUGCUGGGCCAGAGGAAACCAGGGUCUGAAUGACAGGGAGGGGCAUGAGGAGGAGGGGGCUCUCUCCACCCUUCAGCAUAACCUCUACCCUGAGGACUCUCCAGCUUUGGUGGCCUUGUGUCCUGCUUUGGGUGUGAACCCGGGUGUUCUCCCACUCUGUGGAAGGGAAAGUCCAAAUUCAUAAGCCCCAAAGAGGCAGGCCCUCCAGGUUUGAGACAUCUGUUGCCGCCUGAAGUCUGUACUCUAAGGCAGACCAAGGUGUUCUGUGAGAGUUUCCUGCUGUGCUUGCUGAGAAAGGCUGUUCCUUCAUCUUAAGCCAGUACAGCUAUGGAGAAGGGGGUUGGGCUUACUCGGCAUCACCACCAUGAGCGAGGCGUUUGACUGUGCCAAAUGCAGUGAGUCCUUGUAUGGCCGCAAAUACAUCCAGACAGACAGUGGCCCCUACUGCGUGCCCUGCUAUGAUAACACCUUCGCCAACACCUGUGCCGAGUGCCAACAGCUCAUCGGGCAUGAUUCAAGGGAACUGUUCUACGAGGAUCACCACUUCCACGAGGGCUGCUUCCGGUGCUGCCGCUGCCAACGCUCCCUGGCUGAUGAGCCCUUCACCUGCCAGGACAGCGAACUGCUCUGUAACGAGUGCUACUGCACAGCCUUCUCUUCACAGUGCUCAGCCUGUGGGGAGACUGUCAUGCCUGGGUCCCGGAAGCUGGAGUAUGGAGGCCAGACAUGGCAUGAACAUUGCUUUCUGUGCAGUGGGUGUGAGCAGCCUCUAGGUUCCCGCUCCUUCGUGCCCGACAAGGGCGCUCACUACUGCGUGCCUUGCUAUGAGAACAAGUUUGCUCCUCGGUGUGCCCGCUGCAGCAAGACGCUGACUCAGGGUGGAGUAACAUAUCGAGAUCAACCCUGGCAUCGAGAAUGCCUGGUCUGCACUGGGUGCCAGACGCCCCUUGCGGGGCAGCAGUUCACGUCUCGGGAUGAUGAUCCCUACUGUGUGGCCUGUUUCGGAGAACUCUUUGCACCCAAGUGCAGCAGCUGCAAGCGUCCCAUCACAGGCGGGAGCGGUGGCGAGGCCGCAGGACUCGGUGGAGGCAAGUAUGUGUCCUUCGAAGACCGACAUUGGCACCACAGCUGCUUCUCCUGUGCCCGCUGCUCCACCUCCCUGGUGGGCCAAGGCUUCGUACCAGACGGAGACCAAGUUCUGUGCCAGGGCUGCAGCCAAGCAGGGCCCUGAGCCAAGGCUCCUGACUCUCCCCUUUCCCAAACUAAGGGUUCGAGACUAUGGCUCCUUUUCUGAACCACUUCUGGGACCCAGCUCCUCCUUAGAAUGGGCCUCCACCUGCCCCUGCACAGUGUGGAACACCCAUGACUUAAACUCUCUCUCCAAGUCUGGACUGCAGAAAUGGGUCCUUCCCUCUAUACUUUUUUUGGGUUCUCAGAUCUAGCUCCUUCCCCAGAUCAAGGCCUUAGUAGACACCCCAAACCCCCAAACCUGGACCUAGGCCUCCCUAAAUCUAGACUUCUUGGAAGGUAGAUUUUUAGGUUUCCUAUGGGUGCCUGAGAAGUCCUCAAAGAUAGAUUGUACCCUAGUUUGAUCUCAUCCCCAUUCCACCCCUAUCUCUGGGCUGAAACUGUCUGGAUAGCAGAUUAGGGGCUCCCUGGUUAGAGGGUCAUAAGGUACAGGGUGCUGUCCAGCCUAUGAGUACCAUUUUAGUUUAGCUCCAUGUUGCCCAGAGGUAGGAAGGAGAGGUGGCUCACCCUACUCCCAGAUUCUGCAAUAAAACUGUGAGGGAGCACA
Messenger RNA from Peromyscus californicus insignis, 3335 nucleotides. It is a transcript of the gene Fhl3, whose product is annotated as four and a half LIM domains 3. The record is from RefSeq and is a predicted model, not a curated record. The transcript is spliced from 6 exons. Gene Ontology annotation, molecular function: actin binding; transcription coregulator activity. The coding region runs from base 1905 to 2771 and encodes 288 amino acids. NCBI's taxonomy places the organism in Eukaryota, Metazoa, Chordata, Mammalia, Rodentia, Cricetidae. Gene Ontology annotation, cellular component: nucleus; stress fiber; Z disc. Gene Ontology annotation, biological process: actin cytoskeleton organization.